AUGAAGCUGCUGAUGGACCACGGAGCCUCUGUCGACGACCUGGACUCGCAUAACCGGAGCGCAGUCUUAUGGGCUCUGUACAACAAGCGAGUCCUUAACACCAUGUUCCUGUUGAACCGUGGUCCUCAUCUUCUGCUGCGCGGUUCAAGAUCUGCACGAAACAUCCUCAGAAUGAGUGUAUCUACCGAUGCCACGGAAGACAUCCGACGAGCACUCAAGGUAGCACUGCUCUGUCAGACAGAUGCACCAGAGAUUAUUAAGUGCCUCCUGCAGCUGAUCCAGCUAGGCUUCCGAUACACUUAUGGCCGCACUGUGCUCCAUUUGGCUAUCCAGGCAUUGGACAGCACGCUUGAAAUCAUCGAAGCCGUCCUUGAACACGCAGAUCACAUCAAUUUCAACGCCAAAAACGAGGAUGGCUUGACAGCUCUGGACUGCGCCGCAAGGCAGGGCCGGCCAGAAGUCGCAAGAUUGAUCGAUCCGGAAUGGACCUCAACACAAGAGGUCGCGGAGCCGGUCGAAGAAUUCUUCCCAAACACCGAACAGAGACUGCACCCCGCCGACAUGUUCCACUGGCCGGGCUUGGGUUGGUAA
This is a messenger RNA of Anthostomella pinea, 591 nucleotides long. NCBI's taxonomy places the organism in Eukaryota, Fungi, Ascomycota, Sordariomycetes, Xylariales, Xylariaceae. The record is from the annotation of a GenBank genome assembly.